AAAUUCUCUCGAAUAACAAAAAAAUCGAAAUUCGAGAAAAGCAAAAUCAACAUAACCCCUGACACAGGGGGGAGGACCAAGAAAUUGAUAACAAAAUGGUGAAACAUUCCCAGACGAGAUAAUCCAAUUUAUUAAUAUGGUCACUAGUGUCUUGUAUCCUCUGUUGUUUUGAGGCUAGUCUCACUUCAGUUGAAAAAAAAACGUGCGAUGAACAUUUCGCUCUACCAGUAAAUUUCAAUUGGAAAUAAUUCAACAAUGGAACAAGAGGGAUCACCGAGUACCUCUGGCACCGACAAUGAUGGCACAUCAAAAGUGAUGCCCGUGUCCCAGCCAGUACGUGCCAAGAGUUUGUUACGAGCAAACUUGGAGAUAUCACGCGGAGUAUUACAGAGCAGAAUGCCGAAUAUCAAGGUCUUUAGUGGUACAUCACACCCGGAUCUGGCCCAGAGGAUAGUGGACAGACUCGGCAUUGACACCGGAAAAGUUGUCACUAAGAAAUUCAGUAACCUAGAGACAUGUGUCGAGAUAGGCGAGUCAGUGAGGGGAGAAGACGUCUACAUUGUACAGAGUGGAAGUGGAGAGGUGAAUGACAAUCUGAUGGAGCUACUGAUCAUGAUAAACGCAUGUAAAAUAGCAUCAGCAUCGCGUGUCACAGCCGUCAUCCCCUGCUUCCCCUACGCCCGACAGGACAAGAAGGACAAGGGAGGUGAUGGUACUGAGAAGAAUGGCGCGAAAACAGUUGUGAUGAAGUCGAACGAGUGGAAAUUCAGGGACUUUGUGCCCGACCUGUCGACAAGUCGUGCACCAAUAUCAGCGAAACUUGUUGCCAAUAUGCUAUCAGUGGCAGGAGCUGAUCACAUUAUCACGAUGGAUCUCCAUGCCAGUCAAAUUCAGGGCUUCUUUGAUAUUCCUGUUGAUAAUUUGUUUGCUGAGCCAGCUGUUCUCAAGUGGAUCAAAGAGAAUAUUGCUGAGUGGCGAAACAGUAUCAUCGUGUCACCUGACGCUGGCGGCGCCAAGAGAGUAACUUCGAUCGCUGAUCGUCUCAACGUCGAAUUCGCCCUCAUCCACAAAGAGAGGAAGAAGGCCAAUGAGGUAGCCAGCAUGGUGCUCGUUGGAGACGUCAAGGACAGAGUGGCAAUUCUCGUGGAUGAUAUGGCAGACACGUGUGGGACGAUUUGUCAUGCUGCUGAGAAAUUACUCGAGGCAGGUGCUACUAAAGUCUAUGCUAUUCUCACUCACGGUAUCUUCAGUGGUCCAGCCAUCAGUAGGAUCAACAAUGCAUGCUUUGAGGCUGUAGUUGUCACCAACACCAUUCCCCAGGACGGACACAUGAAGGACUGUCCCAAGAUUCAGUGUAUCGACGUCUCGAUGAUGUUCGCUGAGGCAGUGAGAAGAACCCACAAUGGCGAAUCCGUAUCGUACCUGUUUUCAAACGUACCCUAUUGAGUUAAUUGAGAUCGUAUGAUCAACAACGUUAUGUAAGGAAACUCAAAUUGUAACCGUACGUUUAGCAGUUUUAUUGUUAUUCGCAUUUUAGGAUAAGACUAAGAAAAUUGUCCGCGUGAGCAUGACAUAAAAAUUUAAUAAAACAACAGUAAUGAUGCGUAAAAUCAACAAGAAAAAGGGAAAGCAAAUUCCACUGAUGGAUUGAAAUCGCGUCACGAGCUUUGAAAAAUUCCCACAGGCCAUAAUCCAUUUUUGUUCUUGUUUCAACAGACAUUACGUCAAUACAGCGAUUUGUUCCGAUAUUCAAGUCGUUAAAUACAUAUUUUUUUUUAACAAUUGGCUGUAGGGCUGAAGAAUCAGGUUGAAGCACCAGUACAUAAAAUCUAUGGAAAUUCACGUAAUUUUGGGUGAAUGGUGAGCAGAAAUUUAAAUGUCAAAAGAAAUGAAAUGAAUAUAAUGCAAUAAUGUCUGCAAUAAGCUUCGUCCAGUGUCUGCGAAUUGUAAUGGUCUGUUGAAAAAUUAAAAUAAAACUCAUGUGAUCAAAACUUGGGAGACUCUCUCCCAAAAGUGAAUAUAUUCAUAUUUUAGGUUCGAUUUCAAUGGUAAACCGAUUGAUUUACAAUCAUUUGUACAGUUGACAUAUUUUUUCAUGUAUUUUCACAUUUUAUUGAGCAUGUCAACUAUAAAAUAAAUAGGGAGAACAUUUUUUUAUAUGACAGAAACAAUUAUCUUUGCUUUGAUAUUAACGGAAUGCCAAUUGUAAUAUUAGAAUUGAUAAUGGACUUUACUAGAAUCAAUCAUUGCCAUAAUUUUGGGUUAUUCGAAUGCAUCAAAUCAUCGAAAACUCAGCAAUGAUAGAACGACAGUGUUCAUCAAAUUCUCCUGAGGUCUACAAAUUAAGAUAAUGAUUUGAAAAAUAAAAAAAUGAACUAUGUGAUCAUGAUUUGGGAAACAGUAUCCCAAAAGCGAAUAGAUUCGUCUUUUAAGAUUGAUUUCAUUGAUAAGCAGAUUUAUUUACAAUCACUUGUAUAGUUAACAUAUCUUUUCAUGUAUUUUCACAUCCUAUUCGGAAUGUUAACGAUAAAAUUAAUAGAGAGAACAUUUUUUUAUAUGACAAGCGAAAAAUUAUUCUGGAUUUGAUAUUAACUGAAUGCAAAUCAUAAUAUUAGGAAUAAUGAUGGGGAAACAUAUGGCUUAGGGAUAUCCUCGGGAUAUUCUCAAAUGAAGAGCAGGUCUCAGGCAAUUGGGUUGAUAAGACGACCAAGAAGGCAUAAUAGUUUCCCUAUUAAUUUAUUACACGGUAUAAAGUACAAAAAGCGAAUAUGCGUUGAAGAGUCUGAGAUUACAGUUGGUCGCAAUAUAAUCUGGAAAUAAAACUGAGAGAAAAUUCAUUUUGCUUUAUUGUUUUUUUUUUUCAAUUGAAAGCCGGCAGAGAGGGAGAGAGUGAGAGUAUUCCAAACUUAUCAACAGAAGCCCAAUUGAUUGAUUUGACAAAAUCUGCAAAGGCCGUGAUGAAAUUGUCGAAAACUCGAGUGGUAUAUUCAGCGGCAGGUACAAAAGAUUAAGACGAAUAUUCUCACGCUAUCUCACACUACAUCUAUUUUUAAUUAUCAUUGAGUAAACAAUUUGCUUUCUGCCACUCGCUGGUAUAAUCUCAUUGUCAAUCUUUUCUUAAGUGAAAAAUACGACAUUCUUGCCACUUAGAGACUAGAUAAUUUUCCUGUGCACGUGUCAGCACUUCUUUGAAGCUGUUGAGUUAUUUUGAAAUUGGAAAAUAAAUAAAAGGGUGCACUUGA
Diachasmimorpha longicaudata is the source of this 3242-nucleotide messenger RNA. It is a transcript of the gene Prps, whose product is annotated as ribose-phosphate pyrophosphokinase 1. The coding region runs from base 256 to 1446 and encodes 396 amino acids. Gene Ontology annotation, molecular function: magnesium ion binding; ribose phosphate diphosphokinase activity; ATP binding. The record is from RefSeq and is a predicted model, not a curated record. Gene Ontology annotation, biological process: ribonucleoside monophosphate biosynthetic process; purine nucleotide biosynthetic process; 5-phosphoribose 1-diphosphate biosynthetic process. Lineage: Eukaryota; Metazoa; Arthropoda; Insecta; Hymenoptera; Braconidae. Gene Ontology annotation, cellular component: ribose phosphate diphosphokinase complex; cytoplasm. The transcript is spliced from 8 exons.